Messenger RNA from Lactuca virosa, 597 nucleotides. The record is from the annotation of a GenBank genome assembly. Lineage: Eukaryota; Viridiplantae; Streptophyta; Magnoliopsida; Asterales; Asteraceae.
AUGGGGAACUGUCUCUUUGGAGGGCCAUCGGAAGAUGAUAGAAUAAUCAAAGUAAUCAACUCCGCCGGCGGCAUCAUGGAGUUCUACGCUCCUGUCACAGCAGAAUGCAUCACCGACGAGUUCCCCGGCCACGGGAUUUUCCGGGGAAACGAUCUUUUCUGGAAACCCAUUCCCCACACCGAGUUUCUGGUCGCCGGAAAUUCCUACUACCUUCUGCCACUCGACAAGAGAAGAGGAAUGAAGGUAGGACAUGUCAGAUCCAACAGCCUCCCGCAAAACACAGCAGCGCCGUACCGGAUGUCCUUCGACAGCCGUAGGGUUUUCAAGAGGUCGUACACAGACGCAUAUUCAUCAAGUUCCAGAAAUAAUGGAUGUGGGUUUUGGAAGGUGAAGCUUGUGAUAAGCCCUGAACAGCUGUUGGAGAUACUGUCACAAGAAGGACGAACGCAGGAGUUGAUCGAGAAUGUCAGAACUGUGGCGAAAUGUGGAAACGAAGCUGCGGUUUCAUGUAAUUCCUCUUCGGCGUUAUCUGAUCAGUGGAGUCUUUGCAGCAGUAGCAGAAAUGGUUCCAAGAAAGAUGUUGUAUUAGAGAUGUAA